CAUUUCUGCGAUUUCUUUAUUUAUAUCUCCUUCCCCUCUCCCAUUGCUUCCUCUCUCUCUCUCUCUCUCUCUCUCUCUCUCUCUCUGUGCUCUUUCCAUGGCGUACGGAAAUACAUCCUUCUGAAAAGUUCCAAUCCCAGCUUUCAUUUUUGCGUCUCAGAGGAUAACUUUGACGGUGUAUCUCAUAGAGAAGUAGAAGAAACUUCGACUUCACCUUUUUUGGUUCAGUCGUUGCCAAUGGCGGCGAUGCUGGGACGAGACGAAGAUCUGGUCCGCACGAUGAGCGGACGAGGGAGCUGGGCCUCCACCAGUCACCGUAGCACAACAGCGGCGACGACGGCGGCGGCGUCGACGAGCUACAGGGAUUUAUUCGUGCCGGCGGCGACGCAGGGCGACGAGGUAUUCGGAAACAGCGUGAGGCGUGAGGAUGAGGAGGAAGAGCUCCGGUGGGCGGCGAUAGAGCGGUUACCGACGUACGAUCGGCUCCGGAAGGGGAUGAUGCCAUGCAUUACGGACACCGGACGGACGAAGCUCGAGGAGGUAGACGUCACCAGGUUGGGGCCACAGGAGAAGAAGCAGUUAAUGGAGAUGAUUUUGAAAUUGGUCGAGGAAGACAACGAGAAGUUCCUUCAGAGAUUGAGAGACAGGAUCGACAGGGUUGGGAUCGAAAUGCCAAAAAUCGAGGUCCGAUACGAGCAUUUAACAGUGCAGGGAGACGUGCGUGUUGGAAGCAGAGCACUUCCCACUCUCUUCAACGUCGCCUUGAAUGCAAUAGAGAGUAUUCUUGGCUUUCUCCACCUUGUCCCAUCCAAAAAGAAGAAGAUUGAGAUUCUUAAAGAUAUCAGCGGCAUUGUCAAACCAUCAAGGAUGACCCUUUUGCUCGGUCCACCCGCUUCAGGGAAAACAUCACUGUUGAUAGCUUUGGCUGGGAAGCUUGAUGAUAGCCUAAAGAUGUCUGGGAGGAUAACAUACUGUGGUCACGAGUUUCACGAGUUUGUUCCACGAAGGACCUGUGCGUACAUUAGUCAACACGAUCUUCAUUUUGGUGAGAUGACGGUGAGAGAGACGCUGGAUUUCUCUGGCCGCUGUUUAGGUGUGGGGACUAGAUAUGAUCUACUGGCUGAACUCUCAAGACGGGAGAAGGAAGCAGGAAUCAAGCCAGACCCUGAAAUUGAUGCAUUCAUGAAAUCCACUGCAAUAGCAGGUCAAGAGACUAGUUUGGUUACCGACUAUAUUCUCAAGAUACUCGGGCUGGACAUUUGUGCCGACAUACUAGUCGGAGAUGAGAUGAGACGAGGUAUUUCCGGUGGGCAGCGGAAGCGUCUAACAACAGGAGAGAUGCUGGUAGGGCCUGCUACAGCUCUUUUCAUGGAUGAAAUAUCAACCGGGCUGGAUAGUUCGACAACUUUCCAAAUUUGCAAGUUCAUGAGGCAACUGGUUCAUAUCUCGGAUGUGACAAUGAUUAUUUCUCUUCUACAACCCGCACCAGAAACAUUUGAACUGUUUGAUGACAUUAUCCUGCUUGCAGAGGGCCAAAUCGUCUACCAAGGUCCGAGGGAGAAUGUUCUUGAAUUUUUUGAGUACAACGGUUUCAAAUGCCCUGAAAGGAAGGGAGUUGCAGACUUUCUUCAAGAAGUUACUUCUAAGAAGGACCAAGAGCAGUAUUGGUACAGGAAAGAUCAACCUUAUAGAUAUGUCUCGGUAGCGGAAUUUGUGAGGGGAUUUAAUUCUUUCCACAUUGGGCAACAAAUUGCCUCAGAACUUAGGAUUCCUUAUGACAAAUCCAAAACCCACCCUGCAGCAUUGGUGACAGAAAAGUAUGGGAUUUCACACUGGGAUCUUUUCAAGGCAUGCUUUGCUAGGGAAUGGCUGCUCAUGAAACGCAACUCCUUCGUUUAUGUGUUCAAGACCAUUCAAAUAACCAUCAUGUCCUUGAUAACCAUGACAGUGUUUUUAAGGACAGAAAUGCCCGUCGGCAGAGUGGAAGAUGGAUCAAAAUUCUACGGGGCAUUGUUUUUCAGCUUGAUAAAUGUGAUGUUUAAUGGAAUGGCAGAGCUAGCUUUCACAGUGAUGAGGCUUCCAGUUUUCUACAAGCAGAGAGACUUCUUGUUCUAUCCCCCAUGGGCUUUUGCUUUACCAAUGUGGGUUCUCAGGAUUCCUUUAUCACUUCUCGAAUCAGGAAUAUGGAUCAUUCUUACAUACUACACUGUCGGGUUCGCUCCUUCUGCUGGCAGGUUUUUCCGCCAGUUGGUGGCAUACUUCUCCGUGAAUCAGAUGGCCCUCUCCUUAUUUAGAUUCCUUGCAGCUGUCGGAAGAACACACGUCAUUUCAAACACGUUGGGAACCUUCACAUUGCUUAUUGUCUUUGUCCUUGGAGGCUUCAUCGUCGCCAAAAAUGACAUCGAACCAUGGAUGAUAUGGGGCUAUUAUGCAUCGCCUAUGAUGUAUGGACAGACUGCUAUUGUUAUGAAUGAAUUUCUGGAUGAGAGAUGGAGUAGGCCCAACAAUGAUACCCGCAUCGAUGCAAGAACAGUUGGGGAAGUCCUCCUGAAGAGCAGAGGCUUCUUUACACAAGGAUAUUGGUUUUGGAUCUGUAUAGGGGCGCUGCUUGGAUAUUCAAUUCUGUUCAAUGUUUUUUACAUUUUAGCUUUAUCUUACUUGAACCCUCUUCAUGAUUCCAAAGCUAUGGUUGUGGAGGAAGACCAUGGCCAAAAGAGACAGAAUAACCGUGGAACAGAACGUACUGUAGUAGAACUAAAAAAUUCUUCAAGUCAUGGACCAAGGAGAGGAAUGGUUUUACCCUUCCAACCUCUUUCUCUCGCUUUUAACCAUGUUAAUUACUACGUGGAUAUGCCUGCUGAAAUGAAGAGUCAAGGAGUUGAAGGGGAUCGUCUUCAACUACUAAAAGAUGUAAGCGGAGCUUUCAGGCCAGGCAUUCUGACAGCAUUAGUCGGUGUUAGUGGUGCUGGCAAGACAACCUUAAUGGAUGUCUUGGCCGGCAGAAAAACAGGCGGCUAUAUAGAAGGGAGUAUUAAUAUAUCCGGGUACCCGAAGAACCAAGCUACUUUUGCCCGAGUUAGUGGCUACUGUGAACAAAAUGAUAUCCACUCUCCACAUGUUACUGUUUACGAAUCCCUUCUCUAUUCAGCCUGGCUUCGUCUCUCCUCAGAUAUAGACAUGAAAACACGAGAGAUGUUUGUGGAAGAAGUAAUGGAAUUGGUUGAAUUGAAACCUAUAAGAAACUCUCUAGUUGGUCUUCCCGGGGUCGAUGGUCUUUCAACAGAACAAAGGAAACGACUCACCAUAGCGGUUGAACUUGUAGCCAACCCUUCUAUAAUCUUCAUGGAUGAGCCAACAUCCGGUCUUGAUGCUAGGGCUGCCGCCAUUGUUAUGCGUACCGUUAGAAAUACAGUUGAUACAGGAAGAACAGUGGUUUGUACCAUUCAUCAACCCAGUAUAGAUAUUUUCGAAGCCUUCGAUGAGCUGCUAUUGAUGAAACGAGGGGGACAAGUUAUCUACGCAGGAAGUUUAGGGCAUCACUCUCACAGGCUCAUAGAAUACUUCGAGUCAGUUCACGGGGUCCCAAAGAUCAUUGACAGUUAUAAUCCCGCGACGUGGAUGCUUGAAGUCAGUACACCUUCAAUGGAGACCCAACUUGGCGUAGACUUCGCUGAAAUAUAUGCCAACUCCACACUGUAUCAGAGAAACCAGGAGCUCAUCAGGGAGCUGAGUACUCCACCACCGAGUUCAAACAAUCUCUACUUCCCGACCAAAUACUCGCAAUCAUUUUCUACGCAAUGCAGGGCAUGCUUCUGGAAGCAGUAUAAGUCAUAUUGGAGGCAUCCUCAAUACAAUGCCAUCCGAUUUCUCAUGACUGUAGUCAUCGGCAUCAUGUUCGGUCUAAUUUUCUGGCAGAAAGGAACUAAAAUUGAGAAACAACAAGACCUGAAUAAUUUCUUCGGAGCCAUGUAUGCUGCCCUUUUGUUCCUUGGCGCCACCAAUGCUUCUGCUGUUCAACCCGUCGUUGCCAUUGAGCGGACAGUUUUCUACCUCUUCUACCGCGAAAGAGCAGCAGGAAUGUACUCUGCUAUUCCCUAUGCAUUUGCUCAGGUGGCGGUGGAAAUGAUAUACAACUUUGCCCAAACAGUCGUUUAUUCGCUUAUCCUUUACACGAUGAUCGGAUAUGACUGGACGGUGGGAAAGUUCUUCUGGUUCUUCUAUUACAUAUUGGCAUGCUUCAUCUACUUCACGCUCUACGGGAUGAUGCUUGUCGCCAUGACGCCAAACUAUCACAUAGCCGGAAUCUCUAUGUCGUUUUUCCUCAGUCUCUGGAAUCUCUUCUCCGGUUUCCUCAUCCCCAGACCGCAACUACCCAUAUGGUGGAGAUGGUACUACUGGGCAUCUCCUGUGGCGUGGACAUUGUACGGAAUCCUUACGUCUCAAGUAGGGGACAAGGAAUCAUUAGUACAAAUCCCUGGAAUUGGUGAUGUUAGUCUCAAGGUUUUGCUCAAAGACGGGUUCGGAUUCGACCACGACUUCUUACCAGUUGUAGCCGUCGUCCAUGUUGUCUGGAUCGCAGUUUUCCUCCUCGUCUUUGCCUACAGUAUCAAGUUCCUCAACUUCCAAAAACGGUAAAAUAUGAACAGAGCAUCAGAAAUUAUGGAGACGCGAUACCAUGGGCGAUAUUGGACAACGUUGAUGUAUACGCAUUUCUACAUAACGUCUAGGUUCUUGUCUUGACAUAUUUCAGAGGAGGAAAGACAGAAAGUGCUGUUGUUUGUCAUGCUUUUAGCUGUGUAAAUUAGCUGAAAAAACGUUGUAGGAAUUUUUUUUUUAAAAAAAAUGUUUAUUCUCAAUAAGAGAGAGAGAGCAAAUACACUGAUUGUUUUCGUUAGUUUAUGUGAUUUAUGUGAAAAAGCUCCUUGUCUGUA
This is a messenger RNA of Tarenaya hassleriana, 4931 nucleotides long. RefSeq names its product ABC transporter G family member 39-like. NCBI's taxonomy places the organism in Eukaryota, Viridiplantae, Streptophyta, Magnoliopsida, Brassicales, Cleomaceae. The transcript has 21 exons. Gene Ontology annotation, molecular function: ATP binding; ATP hydrolysis activity; ABC-type transporter activity. The record is from RefSeq and is a predicted model, not a curated record. Bases 238 to 4635 code for a protein of 1465 amino acids. Gene Ontology annotation, cellular component: membrane.